This is a messenger RNA of Linum tenue, 591 nucleotides long. Lineage: Eukaryota; Viridiplantae; Streptophyta; Magnoliopsida; Malpighiales; Linaceae. The record is from the annotation of a GenBank genome assembly.
AUGGCAACCACCGCCGCCACCGCAGCCAAUUCGCCGACUAAGAGGUCAUCUUCGGGCAAAGAAUUCAAAUUCAGCCUUCCCCUGCUCCGCUCCAUCCACAUCAACAAGUCCAAACCCAAUUCCGCCGCCGUCGCCUCCCCUCUUUCUUCGCCUUCCGCCGCGGGGCGGAGCAAGGAGGCGGAUCUGCUGCGGGUGUUCCGCCACUUCGACAGCGACGGGGACGGCCGGAUUUCAGGGGAGGAGCUGGGGAUGUACUUCGCGUCGACGACAGGGGAGGCGAUGUCAAAGGAGGACGCGGAGAAGGUGAUUGGGGAGUUCGACGGCGACGGCGACGGGAUGCUGGAGUUCGGGGACUUCGUUCGGAUGGUCGACGGCGACGGCAAGGAUCUCGACGGCGACCUGCGGCGGGCGUUUGAGAUGUUCGAGGAGGAUAAGGGGGAAGGGUGUAUUACGCCGCGUGGGUUGCAGAGGAUGUUGGUCCGGUUGGGUGAUCGGAAGUCGGUGGAUGAGUGCUCGGCGAUGAUCCGGCCGUUUGAUUUGGACGGGAACGGCGUGCUGGAUUUUCAGGAGUUUCAGCGGAUGAUGAACUGA